Messenger RNA from Melanotaenia boesemani (Boeseman's rainbowfish), 6145 nucleotides. It is a transcript of the gene tead1a, whose product is annotated as TEA domain family member 1a. NCBI's taxonomy places the organism in Eukaryota, Metazoa, Chordata, Actinopteri, Atheriniformes, Melanotaeniidae. The transcript is spliced from 13 exons. Gene Ontology annotation, biological process: regulation of transcription by RNA polymerase II; embryonic organ development; hippo signaling. Gene Ontology annotation, cellular component: transcription regulator complex. Gene Ontology annotation, molecular function: RNA polymerase II cis-regulatory region sequence-specific DNA binding; DNA-binding transcription factor activity, RNA polymerase II-specific. The record is from RefSeq and is a predicted model, not a curated record. Bases 404 to 1711 code for a protein of 435 amino acids.
CCUGCUCCCAUUCCGCGCAUAUUUCGCAUCCUUGGAGAGACGCUGCGCAUUUUACGCACUCAGCGCGCCCGAUCCUUCAUCAAAGCGAACCCGAGAGGAGGCUGUGGAGUUGGCGUAGGGCUUCCCGGUGCUGUAGCGACUCCGAUCCGUGGAAAAGUGUGGGAAUUAAUCCAUAGAGAAGCGUUUUAAUCGAGGGUUCCUGCUGUCUGACGUUGGAUCCACACCACUGGCGGUUGACAUUUGGAGCCUCCAGUAACAAAGUUAGCUUUUGAUUUGUGUUUAUAGUGGUCCACCACUGCCUGUCCCCACUGGGAGUUAAAUAUUAUUAGUAUUUUUAGUAUUGCUUUAAUCUCAGCAUCGUUAGCACUGACUUUACGUCUGCUAGUUAACAUUAGCUGCCAGCAUGGAGCGCAGUAGCUGGAGUGGCAGUGAGAGUCCAGGGGAGGACAUGGACAGACUGAGUGAUUCAGGAGGGGACAAGACCAUGGAUGGGGACCCCGAGGGGGUCUGGAGCCCAGACAUCGAGCAGAGCUUCCAGGAGGCCCUAGCCAUCUAUCCGCCCUGUGGGAGGAGGAAGAUUAUAUUGUCAGAUGAAGGAAAGAUGUAUGGUCGAAAUGAACUGAUAGCCAGAUACAUAAAACUUCGAACAGGCAAGACACGGACAAGGAAACAGGUAUCCAGUCACAUCCAGGUUUUGGCUAGACGGAAAUCCAGGGAGUUCCAGUCCAAACUAAAGGACCAGAAUGCCAAGGAAAAAGCUCUGCAGAGCAUCUCGUCCAUGUCCUCGGCUCAGAUCGUCUCUGCCACCGCCAUACACAGCAAGCUGCUGCCUGGAAUAGUGCGCACCAGCUUCCCCGGAAACGCACAGCUGUGGCAGGGAAUGAUUCCCGGAGGACAGUCCAGCUCCACAGAAGACAUCAAGCCGUUCUCCCAGCAAGCCUACUCUGUGCAGACAGCAGGGACCACCACAAUCUCAGCAGCAUACGAGCCUCCUGCUGCAGCCCAAACACACAGAGAGCCGGCGUGGCAGGGCCGCUCCAUCGGCACCACCAAACUACGACUGGUGGAGUUUUCAUCUUUCCUGGAGACACAGAGGGACCAGGAGGCAUACAACAAGCACCUGUUUGUGCACAUCAGCCAGAGCAGCCCCAGCUACAGCGACCCGCUGCUGGAGUGUGUGGACAUCAGGCAAAUUUAUGACAAGUUCCCGGAGAAGAAGGGCGGCCUCAAGGAGCUGUUCAGCAAGGGCCCACAAAACGCUUUCUACCUGAUCAAGUUCUGGGCGGACCUGAAUUAUAACGUGCAGGACGACCCCGCGGCCUUCUACGGUGUGAGCAGCCAGUACGAGAGCUCAGAGAACAUGACCAUCACCUGCUCCACCAAGGUUUGCUCCUUCGGAAAGCAGGUGGUCGAGAAGGUGGAGAUCAACCCAGAAAUGGAAACAACGGAGUACGCGAGGUUUGAAAACGGACGUUUUGUCUACAGAAUCAGUCGUUCUCCGAUGUGUGAAUACAUGAUCAACUUCAUCCACAAGCUCAAACACUUGCCUGAGAAAUACAUGAUGAACAGCGUGCUGGAGAACUUCACUAUUCUGCUGGUGGUGAGCAACAGAGACACUCAGGAGACCUUGCUGUGUAUGGCGUGUGUGUUCGAGGUGUCCAACAACGAGCACGGAGCACAGCACCACAUCUAUCGACUCAUCAAGGAAUAGCACACACUUUAAACAAACACACAUAAAUGGCCUUUGCUUGUUGAUUAAUGGUGAUAUUUGAGAAAAAAUGUCUUAAAAACAAAGCAGAGUUCUACAAAAAUCUGUCAGCCAAAUGAGUUAGUGAAGAAAGGACGUGGCUGCAUUUUCACUGCUACUCACGGACAAAAAGGACAAAACGCAUUAGAAAAAUGGGGAUAAAUGUAGAUUAACAGCAGAUGGGGCACCGUAUCCUGCAGGAUCCUCCUCUGCAGGAGCGUUUCAACACAAAAUAUUAACAAACUGAUCAGUAGCUCAUUAGCUGUAAAAAAAAGCACAGUGGCAGUGCAGCCAUGGAAACCCAUCAGAAUCGACCUGGGUGGUUUUCCCAAGAACAUCCUGACUCUGGUAUCACCAGGAGACGUCUCCCUCUAAUUGGUUUCCUCCUCUCACUUACUCCCCCCCCGCCAUCUCUCUCUUAGUACAUUUGAAUUUUCGCUGCUGUGAUGAUGGGAAUUUCUGUGAUAUGCUUUUGGGAAAAUCAACCCAGGGAGAAAAAAAGAAAUAUCAAUUUUUUUCCUCCUCCCUGUGACAAAAGUGCACGUUAUCUGCCGAGAUGACGACGCACACUUAAGAUCAGACCCUGUGUAUCAUCAAUAACCAGAGAAGGCGGCUCUAGGAGGAAAUAACACUUCUGCAUUAUCUUAUAUUAGAAAUCGAGGUGGAUUUGUACAGAUAGACACUGCAAACUGUGUGAGGUGAAUUCUUGCACAAAAGAAAGAGGUUUGUCCCAAAGAAAAUAAUCCAAUUUUUACCUUUUUGUAUUUUUUCUUUAACAAAAAAAAAAAAAAAAAAAAAAUCUAAACUUUGGGAAAUUGUUUAUUGAUAGUAGCAUAUAGACUAUAUUUUAAUUCCACGAACACUAUCAAAAAUUUAUGUUAAUAAGAAAAUAUAAUUGAAAAAUUCAGGUACCUUUUUUGUGCAACAGGUGAUUUAGAUUCAAUUAAAAUUACAAUCCUGUAGAUUUCAUUCGCGUCGAAUUGGCGAGAGCUAAAUGAGAAUGAAGGUGCCCCAAAAAUAUAUUUAAAAAUGAUCAAUAUGGAGAUCUAAGGAUUAUAAUUUUAAACAUACUGUUGCGAGUCCUUUAAAAAGCACUGUGAAUUUCAAAAGCUACACGUCAUUCAUGGUGUCUGAUGUAGAAAAACGUUUUACUUAAAGUAUAAUUCUCCCUUUAUGACCUGGUUUCAUAUCAGAAGUUUCACUCGGCUUAUUUCAGGAUUUGUACCAGCAAAGAGGAGCCUUAACGUGUCCAUGUGCAUAAAAAUGUGCAAAUCUUACGUUUCAUAUUACACCCAUGUUUCAAUCGACUCUGCGUCAGGCUGGUUUUCUCGGUGGCGCACUUUGCUUUCUCCUGUAAAAUCACAUCACGUCUGGGGGAAAGUCGUUCAUGGAUCAGAAACCAAAAACUGUGGAUGGAGUGUUCUGUAGCAGGUGUCGUCUGGUGGUUCGUCUGUGUCAUGCUCAGCAGCAUGAAGUGCCUUUUGGCUGGAAACAGCAGUGGACAUUUCUGUUCUGUUUUGCUUGAGUCCUGCUGAUUUGGUGUUGUAGAUGGUGUGUAGAAAUAAAGAAAUUUUAGUGUACAUCAAUAACACUCAGUUUUCAGUGUCCUUCAGUCACUUUCAACAGUUUUCAUUGUAAUUUGCUAAAAGUCAGCACAAGAUUGUCCUCAGAAGCUGUUUUGUUCUCCACAAAAAUGUCAUUUCACUUCCUGUUUAAUGGCAGUAUUUAGAUGUAUUUGCAUUUUUAAUGUUGGAAGACCUUACAAACUUACUAUCUGGUGCCUCACUCAUUUAUGGGACUUUUUAAAUCAAGUAUUAACCAAUCUGUCUCCAAGUCUGUCCACACAGUUAUCAUCAGGGUUGAGCUAAAACUGAUACCAUUAUAUUUUUUUAAUACAAAACUUGUAUGUGGUCUGUUAGCUUAAAUAUUUUAAACCAGGAGAAACAGCCACUUCCACUUUCAAGAAUUACUGACAUGUUUCUCUAAAGCAAACCAAGAUUUUCAACUUUCAUCAUCUCAGGACACUUUAAGGUACAUUGAACAAAGGGAAAAACCUAAGUUUCCUUUAGAUUGUGCACUUGGAGACAAUGAGAAGGAGAAACUCUUAAAAGCUGGUCUUUUUUCAGCUUUACAUUACUGCCAUUUGUUUCCAUUUACAUACUUAUGCACAGAGUGAACCCGAGUGCAAAUAAUAAAAGUGGGAGAUUUUUGUGGCCAGAUGACCUGAACUCCUUGAUCUCUGCAAGAAAAGUGGCACCUACUUUACCUGCAGGACUGAAAAACAAGACAAGGAGUUCAGCCCGUUUUACUUGAUUUAUCUGUAAACACAAACGUCUGUAAAUAUGUAGUCAGCUGAAGUCUGCGAAUGAAAGUAAACUCAGAAAAUAUCAACCAUUAUCUAAAAGUUACGUUUGAAAAGUUUAAACAAAACAGCCAAACAUGAAAUCAAUCGCAUUUAAAUCAACGUGUCUGAAAAACCUCAUCGGUUUAUUUAGCUGUGAGUUAAAAGAAGAGACGGUGUUGGUUAAUACUGAGAUAUUAAAUAAAACAUGCGUUUCAUCGUUGAAGCUCUGCAGGAAGGCGGAGCCUAAAAGGAUUUAAUAUAAAUUGUGUGGACAUUAAGUGUAAAAAGUGGCAUUAUUUAGGCAUUACAGCUUAGACUAUAUCAAAGAAUGUCCCUUGAAAUGUAGAGCUGGUGGUGACCUUGAAUCCUGGUAAAAUCUGGGUAAAAUACGAACACGUGAAAUAUUGUUGGGAUUUAGACGUCCUCUAAAAUUUAACUUUUUAACAAGUUUUAGCACAAAGUCAACAGGCUAUCAAGUCGACUCCUAACAGCUGAUUCUGGUAGAUUAUUAACAGGUAAAUAUUUAUUGUAAAGACAUGACAGUGGUAUCAGUUUUCUCAGAGAAAGAAAUUAAGUUAUUUUUUAAAACUGUUCCUUUACUGGACUGAAAUUGCAGCCAUUGACCACCAGUUAGUAAAGCUGACCAGAUCUGUACAACAGUCACAUUUACUGAGGUAUCCUGAUGGCUUCAGCAGACAACAGCCCCCACUUCAAGCAGCUUUGGGGGGUGUUAGAAAUUCCUGACAGACUUGCAGCAAUUGUGCAAGAUUUUUUUUUCCCUGUUGCAAAUAUUUCAUGUGAAUGCCGACAAGCAGUUACAUGCAUGUAAAUGAAUGAGGUCCAGAGCUUUUUAUAUGUCAAAAAUGAAAGAACAUCAGACGUCCAAACUCAUGGGGCCUUUUUUCCAGUAUGACCAGCUGCCAUGCUUUUUGGUGUCCAGAAGAUCCAGUAAGACGAGAAACUUCAGACCUGAAAUGAGACAUCUUCAGAUUUACAUGCAGUGUGAUCUGUGUGCUGUAAAGUAUUUGGAUUCUGACUUAACCUUUGAACCCGUUUGAGCUUUCGACCUUCUGUGAGUUUUGUCUCACUCUGCAGUAACUUGUUUGCAGAAAGACUGCAGGGCUUUUUACACUGGAGUAUCAACAUGUAACGUGUAAGUGAUACGCUCACAGACGGCUGUUGCUGCAAUAAUGACUGUCUGGACAUCCUCUACCACCUGCCUACCAAAGAAACUUUCAUCAUGUGACAAGUGGUACAGAGAAACAAAGUGAUAAAACACAAGCCGAAGGAGCCGAGAAGCUGCUGGGCUCAAGAAAAAAAAGCAUUUUAAAAGUCUAAUAUGGACACCUCUUAUCAUCUUGGGUGGCAGACUGAAGGAGACCUGCAUAAAAAGACCCACUGAAACUGUGACUGGUUAAGAUGCUCUAAAUGUCUGUAAACCAUUAAAAACACUGGGCUGCAGGGCUUUACUGUUAAAUGUCAAUUCAUUGUAAUCAAGCUGAGGAUGUCCGCGGUGUGCAUACUCCAGGCCUGGAGGUUUCGAAGCUCAGUGAAGCGCAGAGUUUCUCCCUCAUCGUUGUCUGUGUUCUUAUUGUUGUCUUGUACGUGUAGAUUGAAUAUUUAUCUAAUAUUCUGGACACAUGUGGAACAGAGAUCUUGUCUGUAAUCAAUCCCAAAAUGGCCUUGAAUCUUUUCGCUCUGGUGCAGCACAUCUAUGUAUGUAUGUAUGUGUGUGUGUAUAUGUGUGUGUGUGUGUGCGCGCGCACUGAGGGUUUUGAUAAGGUGCUUUGUAUAAUAGUGACAAUAACGUUUAUUACAGAUGUUGUGUAUAUCUUUGAUAUUCUAAUGUUUAUCCUAUUUUGUGAAGAAGAGAGUACAUUUAGAAAAAUCCAGAAGCUAGUAGUGUUUGUGUAUUGGUUCUGCACAGGGUCUGAUCUUUGCUUUGUAACUUUACCCCCACACCCCCAUGGCUAAAAGUAUGUUAGAUAUUUUCUAGCUUUGUAGAGACUUUGUACGCCUAUGCUAUUCAGUUUAAAUAAAUGGUCAGUUCUAAA